UACGGGCGAUUUUUAGCUUUUUUGUCAAAACUGUUACAAUUAUUUACAAAUUUGUAUAGAAUGGUGCUAAAUGGUUUGACAACACAAUGGACGUGGAGUUUUUAAGACACAAAUAUGAAGAUAGUCACGAUGGAGUCAUUACAAAAGCGAAAUUCAAGAUCGGAGUUCGUCAUCUGCAAAUGAUUUACAUGAUCUUAUGUUCUCUAUCAAUGGGUUUGAUCAGAGGUAGCAAUGGAAUCGCAAUCCUUGCGAUCACAGACUACACACGAAGCAACAAUACUAUUUUUCAGAUCCACAAUUGGGAUAGACGAAUUCAAGGUACAAUUUUGUCAUCUUUCUUCUUCGGAUAUGCUUUAAUCUUGGUACCGGCUGAAAUUUACUUGAAACAAGUUGGAGACAAGUUUAUAUUGACUGCUACUCUACUCAUAAACGGUGGUCUGGCUGCUGCCAUGCCUACAGUUGUCAAUAAGGGUGGAUGGAUUGCCGUCUGUAAUGCUGAAUUUUUGAUGGGAAUGACUCAAGCUUGCCUAACUCCUAUUAAUCACCAACUCAUUUCGAACUGGCUCCCACCCAGCGAAAGACGAUUAUUUGGCAGUUUUGUUCAAGGAGGUAUUCUGCUUGGUACAAUCAUGGCGCUACCCUUAUCGGGACUAUUGUCUCAAGCUCAGUUGGGUUGGGAGCUUAUAUUUUACUCUCAAGCUAUGAUGACACUAUCAAUGGGUGCGAUGUGGGCUCUUUUGACAGCCAGUACACCAGACCAACAUCACGCAAUCGGUGACGCUGAGAAGGAAUUCAUUAAGGAAGCACUUGCGUGCUACAAAAAGAAGAAACUUCGGAAACCAUGGCGGCGUAUAAUGGAAUCGAAACAGUUUUGGGCGAUAGCGUCCGCUCAUUCGGCCGCCACUGCCACUUUUAUUUUCUUCCUAGUCGAAAUUCCAGCAUUUUUAUUUUCUAUCAACUCGUCAAUAAAAACUAGCAGCUGGCAAACAGCGCUUCCGUUUGCAUCUAUGUGGGCUGUUUACAUAUUAACUGCGCCCACCAUCGACAUUAUUUACAGAGUCGGUUACGCUGACUACUUCUUUGACAUUAAAUACUAUCGCAAAAUCAUCAAUUGUUUAGGAACUUUCGGAAUAGUCAUAGGACUAACGAUCCUACCGAAUUUGGUUUCAAACUGGAAUCACUUGGGUGUCAUCAUUUUAAUGGGAACUUUGAGUUUACUUGGCCUUCAGUUUUCGGGAUUCCUUAGAAAUCUCAAUGAUAUGACUCAAAACCACGCUGGUACUUUGAUUACCAUUUCUUCGGCUGUGUCCAGUCUAGUCGGAGCGCUAAUACCACUGGUUUCCGGUUUAAUUGUCGGUAAUGACUCAACAGAUGUAAAUCGGUGGAGGAUCCUUUUCUUUACCCUGGCGGCGUUCUACUUCGUCUGCAACAUCAUCUACACCGCAUUUGCCAGCAGCGAUCGGCAAGAUUGGGACGAUGAUGGAAAACAAAAGUUUGGCUACAGUAACGACGUAACCAACUUAGAACUCGAAGAAUUGAGUGACAGGAAGGUAAUGAAAAACGAAACGGAAGAUAUUACUGAAUUUUGAUGAUUGUAACUUGUUUUUAAUAUUAUGUAAAUAAAUGAUUCAAAAAGACUAAUAAAC
Vanessa atalanta (red admiral) is the source of this 1646-nucleotide messenger RNA. Its product is annotated as putative inorganic phosphate cotransporter. Gene Ontology annotation, cellular component: plasma membrane. The transcript has 11 exons. Gene Ontology annotation, biological process: monoatomic anion transport; transmembrane transport. Lineage: Eukaryota; Metazoa; Arthropoda; Insecta; Lepidoptera; Nymphalidae. Bases 87 to 1589 code for a protein of 500 amino acids. Gene Ontology annotation, molecular function: transmembrane transporter activity. The record is from RefSeq and is a predicted model, not a curated record.